AUGGUUGUUUUUAAACUUGACGAUGUAGAGGUUUUUUUCCCGUAUGAUUAUAUUUAUCCUGAACAAUAUGCAUAUAUGAAAUAUUUAAAAAAAACGCUAGAUAGCGAAGGACAUUGUGUAUUAGAAAUGCCAACAGGCACAGGAAAGACUGUCGCUAUAUUUUCUCUCAUUACAUCUUAUCAAUAUCAUAAGAAAGAUGAAGGGAAAUUUAUUUUUUGUACUCGUACUGUUGCUGAAAUGGAAAAGUCACUGAUAGAAUUGAAGAAGGUCAUUCAAUAUAGAAUAGAUGAAAUGAAAAAGAGGAGGAUAGAAAGGAUAAAAAAUGAAAAUGAUGAUACAAAUAAAAAUAUGAUUCAAAAUGAUGAUACAAAUAAUAAUAUGAUCCAAAAUGAUGAUACAAAUAAAAAUAUGAUAAAAAAUGAUGAUACAAAUCAUGGUGUGGUCGUAAAAGACUUAGAUAAUGGUAAUAUAAACAAUGAUGAGAAUCGAACCAAUAAUUCAGUUGAUGCUUCAAAUGAAUAUAACAAAGUACCUAAUAAUCAUGAUAAUUCUAUUAAUUGUUUCCAAGAGUUUGGAGAGAACAGCGAAAUACUUGCCAUAGGAAUUAGCGCUAGAAGAUGUAUGUGUAUCAAUGAAAAGGUUUUAUUAAAACACGAAAGAGAAAAGAUUGACGACGAAUGUCGUAAGCUAACAGCGAACUUUAUAAGAGAAAAGAAAUAUAUAAAUAAUAAAUUAGAUAAUGAGAUAUAUCAUCCAAAUGUAGAUAAAAUAUCAGAUUUUAUUUUAAAAAAUAAACAUCAUUUAGAUAUAGAAGAUUAUUUCGAUAUAUAUAAUUCAAGAAAUAGUUUAGAAGAAUAUGAUAAUAUUGGUUUAUGUGGUUAUUAUGAAAAUUAUAAAAAAGAAUUUUUGUAUGAUUUAAUAAAACCAGGAGUAUAUACUAUUGAAGAUUUAAAAGUAUUAUGUAAAAAUUAUAAGAAUAGAGAAAAUAUAAGUGUGCCUAUAUGUCCAUAUUUUUGUGCAAAAAAAAUUAUUGAAAUCUCAAAAGUUAUUAUUUUAAAUUAUCAAUAUGUUAUUGAUCCAAAGGUUUCAAAAGCUUUAUUUAAUUGGAAGGAUAUGAAUAAAAAUGUUCAUUUAAAAAAUAAAAAUGAUAUUAUUGUUUUUGAUGAAGCACAUAAUAUUGAUAGUGUUUGUUUAGAGGCUUUAAGUGUUAACAUUGAUCGUAAUAUUUUAAAUAAGGCAUCUAUGAAUAUUACAAAGUUAAUGAAAAAAAUUGAACAAUCUAAAAUGUUAAACGAACAAAAAUUAAAAGAAGAAUGUAAUAAAAUAUUGGAAAAAAUUAAAUUACAAAAAUAUAAUCAAUCAUUAAGUGGUACAAAUAAUGUUAUAAAUGUAGACAAUAUCAAAUGUAUAAAUAGUAGAGACAAUAUAAAUAAAACAUCAGCAGAUGUAAACAUGGAUUAUCAUUUGAGAGAGCACACAAAUCUGAAUCAUUCAAUUGAAGAGAAUCAGGGGGAAUUAUUAGUGACUAAUGAACAGGAGAAAAAAAAGAGAAAAGUUGAAACUAGUCCCAUGGCAUAUUUUGAUGAGGAUAUGAAUUUGAUGUUUUCUGAUUUUUUAUUGGAUGAAUCACAUGAAGAAAAUGAAAAAAAAAAUAAUAAUAAAAUAAAAACUCCAGAAAAUAAGAUAAAUGAUAAUAACAAUAUGGGUGAUAUUAAAAACAAUAAUAAUGGUAGUAGUAAUAAUAAUAAUAUAGAUGAAGAUCAUCUAAAUGAUUUGUGCUAUAGCCCAUUAUUAAUAGAUGAUAUAAUAAAAAAUGUGGUAAUACCAGGUAAUAUUAGAAAAUCAGAACAUUUUUUAAAUUUGAUGAGAAUAGUAGUAGUAUAUUUAAAAAAGUAUAUAAAUAUAUAUGAUAUAACAUCAGAAGGUCCACUAUCAUUUUUAUAUAAAUUUGAGAAGGAUACCAAAUUGGAUACAUCAUUUUUUAAAUAUUGUUUUGAUAGAUUAAGAUCUUUAUUAAAUAAUUUACAAAUAGUAAAUAUUGAAGAUUAUUCAUCUUUAAAUAUUGUAUGUAAUUUUUGUACGUUAUUAGGAAAUUAUUUUAAAGGAUUUAUUAUUAUUUGUGAACCAUAUCCAGAGGCAACAGGAAUAUAUGACCCAUUAAUACAGUUUGCAUGUUUAGAUUCAUCAAUAGCAAUGAAAACUGUAAUAAAUAAAUAUAAGUCAAUAAUAUUAACAAGUGGUACUAUAACACCAUUGGAACUAUAUCCAAAAUUAUUGAAUUUUAAAACAGUGUUGACAGCUUCAUUUCCAAUGUCUUAUGAUAGAAAUUGUGUAUGUCCAUUAAUUGUAACAAAAGGAGCAGAUUUAAUACCUUUAUCAUCUCAAUUUUCAUUAAGAAAUGAUAUAAGUGUAAUAAAAAAUUAUGGUAUUUUAUUAGUAGAUAUGUGUAAAUGUAUACCUGAUGGAAUUGUAGCAUAUUUUCCAUCAUAUAUUUAUAUGGAACAAGUUAUAUCUUCAUGGUAUGAAUUAGGUGUUAUUGCAAAUAUAUUAGAAUAUAAAUUAAUUUUUAUAGAAACUAAAGAUAUUGUAUCAACUACUAUAGCAUUACAUAAUUUUAAAAAAGCUUGUGACCUAGGAAAAGGUGCUGUUUUCUUAUCUAUCUGUAGAGGAAAAAUUGCUGAAGGAAUAGACUUUGAUAAACACUAUGGAAAAUGUGUUAUUUUAUUUGGGAUACCUUAUCAAUAUACAUUAUCAAAAAUUUUAAAAUCUAGAUUAGAUUUCUUAAAAGAAACUUAUAAUAUACAAGAAAAUGAAUUCCUAACAUUUGAUGCUAUGAGACAAGCAUCUCAAUGUGUUGGACGAAUUAUAAGAAAUAAAAAAGAUUAUGGUAUUAUGAUCUUCUCAGAUAUCAGAUAUGCUAAACAUGAUAAAAAAAAUAAAUUACCUCCUUGGAUUAUUAAAUGUAUGGAUAUAUCCAAUAUUAAUCUAACCGUAACGACAGCUGUAGAUAUAUCAAAACAAUUCUUAUUAAAUAUGUCACAAGAAUAUAGAGAAACUGGACAAACAAAAAUAUCACCUUUUAUCUUGAAAAAUCAGGCCAAGUGUUGGGCAAUGGUUAAAUCUAUACUAAACAUGGAUGAUUUUAUAUAA
Plasmodium gaboni is the source of this 3150-nucleotide messenger RNA. Its product is annotated as putative DNA repair helicase RAD3. Gene Ontology annotation, biological process: nucleotide-excision repair; positive regulation of mitotic recombination; transcription by RNA polymerase II. Bases 1 to 3150 code for a protein of 1049 amino acids. The transcript has a single exon. NCBI's taxonomy places the organism in Eukaryota, Apicomplexa, Aconoidasida, Haemosporida, Plasmodiidae. Gene Ontology annotation, cellular component: nucleus. Gene Ontology annotation, molecular function: DNA helicase activity; damaged DNA binding; ATP binding. The record is from RefSeq and is a predicted model, not a curated record.